ACUAACAGGUUCAUCAACUGCAUUGCACAUACUGCAUUUCACAUAUUGCAUUGCACAUACUGCAUUGCACAUACUGCAUUGCCCAUCGACAGCGAAGAGUAGAAACACAAUGACGGGGUGGAAAAAACCGCCGCUGCUUCCAUCCAGCCGUCGACGACAGCGAAUCCAAGCACGACACCUGGAGGAGGAGCAACAGGUAGGAUCCAUUCUCUACAAUAAUGCAUACGAAUGGCAGAUGGAAUUUUGUCCGGUCGCGAUGGCUCUGGGUCGCACAACAACAACCACAGCAAUUCUCUCUGAUGACAGCCAAAACAGAAACGGUCGGGAACGAGACGGAGGUCUCACAAAUUCGAACACGAACUUAACCGGGAUCAACAACAACGACGACGACGAUUUUGGCGUAUAUCUGGAGGGUGUAUUCGACUCGGUGGCAAUCGCCGCAGCCAAAGCUACCGCAAAAGAUGCCACUAGCAUCAAUUCGCACCACUACGAUCCGACGACAACAAUCUCUCCGCGAUCGGCCACCGACUCCCGAGGCGACGAAACGGAAAUCGAGAACAAUCACGACGACAACUACAACAAUGAUCGCAGACGCCGUGCCACUCCCGAGACGAGGACGGACGAACAGGGGUUCGGGAAUACCACCGAAAGAGGCAGCAACAGUUCGUUCUCGGACGUCCGUUGGCGGCUCUUUCACCCUGUAGAGGAAUCAACCCAAACCAGCACGUCGAAGCAAGGCGACGAGCUAUUUCGAAACACACUCGCCAUCACACUCGGGCACGGAUUGGUGGGUACCAAGCGGUUUGGUCACCCCAAAACAAUUGAGUUCUUUCACGACAACCACACCACCACCCAACAAUACGGUGCUUCUGGCAGCAGCAGCACCACCAACAAUUUUGAGGAGUACCGCUCGGGGCUGGUGUCGAUCGCUGCUGUUCCGAUCGCGGUGGUGACAGGCUGGUUGCUGGUCCUCCUGGCCGUGGUCGUAAACUCAAAACGAACGAAUGCUGCUGACCAAAACUAUGGGGACGAGGUCAGCAGCAGCAAAUACCGAGCCGGACCGCGGGACAAAAUAUCGCUGCUGUCUUCAUCGGUGCCGACCACCAACCGUAUUACUUCGACCGAAUUCGAUCACCGGAACAACAUCUCCGCAAACGACGAGGAGCACGAGAACAAAAACCUUAUUGUAAUGGAGUGCGCCUCGGCUGCAUCCCCCAGGUGGCUGUCCUUUCCGAAAUCGAAAUCAAAACCGGCAGCGAUCGCGAUGCGUACCGUGGCUUCCUUCUUUACCAACACGUCCCUGGCGUCCUUGGCCUCAUCGUCUUCGUCCGAAGGCGAUGGGGUUGGUUACGACGACGAAAACCGCGACUCCGACCAACCUUCUGCUUUGGUUUCGCACCCAUCCCCGAACGACUCCUCGGAACACGGUGUUAAAAAUGUGUACAAGAUUGGGGUGGUAAAGGGGGGGAAGCUCGAUGUCAGUAGUUCCUCCGACCAACUCGGUGGCAAUGUUGUUCUGGCUUGUGACGCAGAAUCUGCCCUGACAGGCAUCACGAGUGGCGUCACGAGCAGUAUCGGUGGCGGCGUUGUGUUCCCCUUGGAAGGAAUGCUGCUUGAUCUUUACGACUUGGUGACCGGUGGCGAAUACGAGGAACACCACAUUGGAGACAAAAGCGCGAUGGACCCCACUGUCUACACCGAAUAUACCGGGGCCAGCGGCUGCAUCGAGCGGCAUUCGUCCUCGCGCUACGCAUGUAGCACCGACGCAUCAAUAACACCAGAAGAAGACGAGAUUCUUCGCGAUUUGCAGCAGCUGGAGGAUGAACGAUAUCACGGGAAUGAUUCUCUGCACACCCUACAAGUCAAUGGUGUUCCUGUGACUGCUUCGAUGAUAUCCUCCAUGCUCACCACGGCGAUGCAGCAACAAAACCAAAACCUCGAAGAAGGGGUUGAAAUCUGGUACAAUGCCCAAGCGGGAACAUUCUUUGCCAGCAGCAACGGCAAAGACGACAGCAGUGGUGACGACAACAAGGACGACAACGGUGGCCACGAAACCGACAAGAGCUUCAACGAAUCCUCCAGCGAUCCUAAAAAGCCCAAAAGCAACCGUUUGAGAUCCCUUUGGCAUCGCAGAAGCAAGGUGCAAACACAGACGCGGACCCAAAAUGAAAACCGACCCGAAACCACGAGCCGUGGCAAGGAACGAGUCGGUCAUUUCGGCAAAGGAACUCAGCUAUAUGGUACCGCAAACCAGGAAUCGUCUUCCUCAGUCCACGAACACGAACAUCGCGCCGAAACGAAGGCCGCUGGAGGGUGUAGAGAUCUGUUACAACCGAACCAUGUUAAGAACCCAAGCCUGGUGGCAGCUUCGCAGCGGUGCAGCCGAAUCGUAUUUCUUGUAGCGGGGUUCUGCGUAGUUGCGAGUUCUUUUUCCAUGACUGUGUUCGGUGCCAAUGUUCUCGCUGAGGCAGUCUCCAAGAGCACCGAUGCACUUGAAGAAAUCCAGGGACUUUCUCUCGAAGGAAUCGAGAUCGUGGAUAACUUUUUCAGGGGAUCCCUUCCCUCUCCCCUCAAAAUGCUACAGGAUAGUGGUAUGCAAAGUACUCUAUACAAUGUGAUGGAAGAGGCAGUAUCGAAACUCUUGCAAACGACAAACGAGGCUUGCAAUUUGAGUGAAUCGAGUGUCGGGGAUCAUCCAUUUGGGGAGGCACUGGAACGAGUUACAGAUCUAUGGAAUGAGCAUCUCGUAGCACAAGACACUUUCAUGGAGACGAACAACGGCGGAGGGUGGGGGAUACUUCAGCAACUGGAGAGCCUACCUGAAGGCCUUCGGCAGGUGCUGGAUCCCGCGAUGAAUCUCCUCGAAGUGAUUGCGGUGAAUCAAUGGAUCGUUCCGUUCCUCCGCGCCCUCAAUGCGUUGCUGGCUGCGUUGUCGCUCUUGCUGAUGACCGAUGCCACGAUGUGUGGACAGAAAUACCGGCGGUGGAUCGUACCACUAUACGCAGCGUUGGUGGUGCUUGCGUUCGUCUCAUGGGUCGCCUUUCUACUUGGAUCCGCAGCCUUCGCCGAUGUCUGCAAGGACAGCCCGGACGGGGAAGCCUUGCAAUUUCUAUUGGCGGAGAAGGAAAGGGUACUGCGCAAUCGAAGCACCGACAGUGCGUCGUGGGAAGGACUUUCGUCACCUCUUUUGUACGACAUGGCCGCGUACUAUGUAGAGAAAUGCCCAUUCGGGGAGGAACCUGCAGAAUGGAAAAAAAUAAUGGGAAUUAGUUGGGAAUUCACCGAAGCACUAUGGGAGGUAGCACAAAUACUGGAUGACCCCGUUAGUCAUUCACUCCUCGACGUUUGUGGUAUCGACUCCGCUGUGUUGGAUUCUGCUACCAGUUCCAUCGUCGACAGUGGUAAAGAUUUGUCGGACUUAUCUUGCAAUUUCUCCACAAUGAUGCUGGACGUUGCCGAUUUCUUUCGAUGCGAGAACUGGUGUGUACCGGGCGGCAGAUCCGAUUUUUAUUCCGAAAAUCUUGAACUGAGUCAUUUUGAAACAGUUGGCACUCACGUCUUCGUUCCUUUUCACAAUCUUUUGAUAUUUUUUCUUUCCAGGUAUCCAUUGUACAAAAAAGGUAAGCAGGCAACGGCCAACAGCAAUCCAAGCAAACCUUUUCUGUAUUUACCGCAUUCGUUUUGUUUUCGUUUCCAACGCUCAAUCAUGAGGCUACGACUUUGUUUUCGUUUCUUUUUUUCUUCCCUUCGACUACUAAGGGGUGCACGAUGCCUUGUGCCACUCGGGGGUAUCUGGAUUCAUGUGGACGGCCAUUACGCAGUCCAUCGUCGUUAUCAUGUCCCUUCUGAUGCUGACCUUUCGGGCGGGAUACUUCGAUGUGGCAGACGCCAUUUCCGGCAGUACCAUCGGCAACGAAGAAGAAGAUCUCAAUCAUCACGAUACCACCAUGAUCAUGGAUCAUUGCGAUUGCGAGUCUGUCUCGCCGGAGAAACAACAUUGUGCUCCUACGGAUUGGGACGAGGAUGAAGCAUUGCAGUGGGGAAACGGUGUAAUUGAAGGAGAUGGAGGAGCCGACAAUUGGAAAAGAACCGACGACAGCAGCAGCCGCAACAGUUUUCGCAUCGGAAUCGACACGCACACCACACAGAUGUUUGAGGGGGAACUCGAUAGCAUGGUGUCACGGGUGACCCCCUCACUACCGACACUGCCAAGGGGGGGCAACAAUCAAUCAUUCCAAUCUCCUUCCAGAUCUCGGCGGCUGUUGCUGCAAAAUUGCGAAUCCUCCUCCUCCAGGCCCCGCCGUUCUGGUUCCAGCAACGUGGAUCACACCGGGAGGAUUCGCGGCAGCACGGGUUGGCAGUAUGCAGAAACGGCAUCAUCGGAAGCCUCGUCGUCCUCGGUGUUUGCCACCAUCGCCCCGUCACCGGAAUGGAACAAGAACGCAACCACCUCCAUGGCUGGGAUGUUCCGUAUCGAUGAACCGAUUCUUCCACCAGCCCCGAGGCGCAACUAUUUUCGCCAUCACAAAUCCGAAAUUUCCGAACAGCACACACGUCGAGUAGACCACGGGAAAACAUCAGCGUCGCGUACCGGCGGGACCUUUGAUGAUCCGGAGGCAUCGGAUGCCAUAAAUGCCUCGGAGGAACUUUCUGAAGAAGUGGUCCGCGUUCAAAAACGAUUGCAGGGAAUCAAAGAGCGACGCGCUAGGCUUGCCGGGCGGUGAACGUCCCACCUGUCGGGAUGGACCAGGACAGAGCCUGGUACCGAACCAAGCGUGUCGCUUGACACUAAAGUAUUACUUCGUACCGGAUCCAAAAUGAGUGCUGCGUGUCCAAGCUUAACUAGAGCAUGCUUUCACAGAAGGAUAUUGAAUUCACCAAACCAAAAAGAAACAUAACUUGCCACAAAGAUUCCUCUGGAAUUUCAAGAACAACAAAAAUCCAUGCAUUUUGAAUUUGAAUUUGUCUUGACGAAAAAAUCUUGGGGUGCCGGAAAACACGAAGCAUCCAACGCGGUCUGUGCGUUGCUCCGCUGUCCCGGCUUCCGACGGAACAAGAACAUUCACUCCCUGCGCUUUUUGCGUCCGCGCGGUUCAACCGUCGGAUCUUUUGCCACCUUCGUCCUCCGGAACAGCGUUUCGGACGAAAAGAACGAACCAAUUCAAUAGUCUCCCGGAGUACCCCGAUGAAAAACAAUUCCGGGAAGAACAUUAGAGAAGGCUACUGUAACAAGAAAGGUUAUGUUGGGAAGAGGGGUGUCCGAUCAAUUUUGUCUUCGGUGUCCAACUUCUCGUCGUUUUGCCGAAGAAUCAUCGUGCCAACACGCACGCCGAGAACUAUCUUUGCACACGCCUCGUACCUUUAGGUACGGUACGGUACGGUACUCGUACGUACCCGUAGCCAGCCCGUAGCUACUCGUACGAUCUCUAACUCGUACCGUAGCAUCUUCCAAUAAGCAUGAUUGAUGCCCAUGAAUAGUUCCUAUUUUACCGUAAGAACUCGUACGACCAGUACUACAGCACCUGGUAAACAACACGAGACAUCGUAACUUUAUUCCUACUGAUAGACAUUGGAACAAAAACAACUUACCGGUAACUUCAUAUCUUCGAGAGGAGAGGGAGCUGGUAACAGAAACCAUCACGGAUAACAGUAUUCGCACGGGUACAAGUAUCCCAGUGCAACCAGCGAUCGUGAAUUCCAUCUGGAAUACCGGACGAACAUACUACCGAAUACCAUACUACCAUACUGUUUAUUUAACUCUCCAGUGGCCAGAUGCGUUUUUUUCUCUUGCUGGUCGGAAUCCUUUGUUCGCUUUCCACUCCGUCCUGGUUGGUGGAAGGGUUUGGGCAGCAACAGCGGCUUCCGCAAACAACGCUGGCUCGAAGCAGCGUCGGAAACACGCAGGUCUUUCUGGGCCCCCCCAAGAUCGAUGAGUGGGAAAUCCUUAGAUCGGGCGCCGUUCGGGGAACCGUUUCCAACCACCCGGAACUCCCCGAUGGAUACGAAAUCACGACGUCGCCGCUGGAGACCAAGCCAGUGGCCAUCAAGGACAACACCGUAGUGGUGACCCUGUCCGGAAGCAAGUACCGGCUGCUAAAGGGGAUCAAAACAGCUGCAUCCAAGGAUGCGAAAGCGGCACCAGCCACACCGAGGUCCACGAUGUCUCUGUUUGGUGGGACAGCGAAGAAGGAACCCAAGCCGGCACCCGCGGCGGCCAAGGCAAAACCAAAACCAAAACCCAGGGCAGCGAAGCCCGCACCGGUGGCCAAGGCAAAGCCGAAACCAACACCCAAAGCCAAGCCGGCACCGAAGGCUCCCGUGAAACAAGCGCCAAAGGCGAAGGCCGCUCCGGCAGUCGACUACAACCUGAACGGCAAAGUCGUCGGCGGAAAGGGAAAGUGUGCCUACCUGCUCGUCGGAACCCAGAUCCGUUCCUCCUCUAAGCGCAGCCAGAUUUUCUACGCCUACGAGGCCGACUCCGACGGGGUCACCCCCACCGGACCCCGUCUGACGGUAAAAUUGGCAAACAGCAGGGAACGACUCGCUGCCGAGAGCAGAAACUACGACCGUGUCUUUUCGAGGGGCCGCGUGGCCUUUUCCCUGCAGGGAAGCGCGUCUUGCUUCGUGAAAAAGGUCGCCCUCAUCGAGAAUGCCGACGACUCCCCCCUCACCAAGGGCAUCCCCCGCGGAUCUUCGGCCCUGGUCCUGGAAUCGGGCGACCAGAACCUCCGGACCCGCGCGCUCGAAUCCGGGGGGGGCCUCAAGGGCGGGGACCUGCGAAAGGCGGCCGUCAACGUUUGCCGGUGCGUCGAGUCGAUGCACUCGAGCGGGCUGGUCUGGACCGACCUCAAGGCGGAGAACUUUGUCGUCCUGGCCGGCAGCGGCGAGGUGAGGGGCAUCGACCUGGAAUCCGCCGUCGACGUCCGAUCGGCCCCGGCGGACUACUCCCCCGAGGCGUGCCCACCGGAAUUCGCCGCCGCCGAAAAGGCCAACCGGGGGUACGAAUUCGAGUGCCUCAAGAACUACGACACGUGGUCGCUGGGGAUGCUCCUGUACGAGCUCGCCACCGGGAACAACUACUUUAUGGGGAAAUCGGAGGACCUGAUCACGAGGAACCUGGCGACGCUGGAGCUGGUCGACGAAUCGACCGGAAGGGUAAAGGGCCUCGAUGCGAUCCCCGACAAAAACCUGCAAGACCUGGUAGACCAGUGCCUGAGCGUCGACCCGGGGAAGCGCCCGUCGAUUGGACAGAUUUUGUUGCACCCCUACUUUUUGACGACGGGGUUCGGGCCGAUCACCUUUUGAAGCAAGGACGAAAACGAAAUAAUCAGUCGAGUCGUGU
Messenger RNA from Pseudo-nitzschia multistriata, 7342 nucleotides. The record is from the annotation of a GenBank genome assembly. NCBI's taxonomy places the organism in Eukaryota, Bacillariophyta, Bacillariophyceae, Bacillariales, Bacillariaceae.